Camellia sinensis is the source of this 2031-nucleotide messenger RNA. RefSeq names its product serine/threonine-protein kinase-like protein At3g51990. The record is from RefSeq and is a predicted model, not a curated record. Gene Ontology annotation, biological process: protein phosphorylation. Gene Ontology annotation, molecular function: protein kinase activity; ATP binding. Lineage: Eukaryota; Viridiplantae; Streptophyta; Magnoliopsida; Ericales; Theaceae.
CUUGGGAUUCCAUAUCUGACGGGGCACCCGUUUGACGGGUAUACCAUCCUCAUCUCUCUCUCCCCCUUUUUUCAGCAACGAGACAACCCCACUUUCAAAUUCAUAGAACUCCGAAGCAUCUAAGAAACCUUUUGGAAAGCUCCUCCGCUUUUUGAGUCCGUACAUGUUCUUCGAUUGAUCCAGAUACAUAAAUAUAUUCCCUUGUAUUUCUAUUGUCUCCCAAAUCUUGAUGGGCUAUCUAUCUUGUAAAGCUGAAUCAGCAAUCUCAGUCUCCAAUUCCCAGUCCUCAAGAAAAACCCAUUUCAAUGACAAAAAACCCAUCAAAAUCCAACAGUUCGAGUACAGUGACCUCGAAGCCGCCACCAAUGGCUUCUCCAACAAGAACUUUCUAGGCAAAGGCAGCCAUGGCCUCGUCUACAAGGCCCUCCUCGGCAACGGCCGCCUCGUCGCCGUCAAGAAGCCCUCCAGAGGCACCAGACUCUCCUCCGACAACUCCAACGAAGUCGAGAACGAAAUCGAGAUCCUCUCCAAGCUCCACAACCCAAGACUCGUCAAUUUGUUGGGUUUCACAAACGACCCAAGUGACAGACUCUUGGUGGUCGAGUUCAUGAGCAAUGGCACUCUCUAUGAUCUUCUUCAUUCGAGUCCUCGGCCUCCCAAUUGGGGCCGAAGAAUUCGACUCGCUUUACAGAUUGCAAAAGCCAUCGACACCCUCCAUUCUUCAGUUCCUCCUGUGAUCCACCGAGAUGUAAAGUCUGCCAAUGUGUUGAUUGAUCGCAAUUUCAGUGCCCGGUUGGGCGAUUUCGGGUUGGCUGUCCAGUGCCAUGUUGAUGAUUUUCGACUCCGGUCAACUCCACCGGCAGGUACAAUUGGGUAUCUUGAUCCAUGCUAUGUAACUCCUGAUAAUUUGAGUACUAAAACUGAUGUUUUUAGCUUUGGUAUAUUAUUGCUGGAGAUUAUUAGUGGUAGGAAGGCAAUUGAUGUUGGGCAUUCGCCUCCUUCGGUUGUGGAUUGGGCUAUUCCGUUGAUAAGGAGAGGGAAGCUUUUGGGUAUAUAUGAUCCGAGGAUUGAGCUUCCGAAGGACUCUUUGGUGGGGAAGCAAUUGGCAGUGAUUGCAGCCAAAUGUGUGAGGUCUUGUAGGGAGAGGAGGCCGUCGAUGAAGGAGGUUGUGGAGGGCCUUAGUGGGUUGAGUAAAUUGGUUCCGCUUCAUUCGUGGAAUGGUUUUAGUAAUCCAUGCUUGAUGGUUGAAACGGUGGGGCACCCAGUUGAAUCUGGGAAUACCCAGUUGAAUUUGAGGUCAAAGGGUGUUGAAGAAGGGAAUUUGGGGGGCAUAGAUUCUAAGUCUGGUAAGCAUUUGAGGAAUUCAAGGAGAGUCUACUCUGAUUUGGGUUUUCGAAAUAAUUUGAUGGAUCUCAUGGCUGGAGCUGAUGGUGAGUCUGAGUUUAAAUCGAAAUCAGUAAAUGGAGGCUCUAGUUUUAGAACUGAAAGUGGAAGAUCUAUUGGCAGGGGAAGAACACAGCUUCUGCCACGUGGUAAUGAUAAGGGAAGUGUCUUUGGAUUGAGGCGAAACAAAUCGGUUGGGGAGAAUUCAAGUGUAUAUUCUAGAGGAGAAAACAUGAUUGCUCAAUCGAGUUUUAGUUCUAAGGCAGCUGAUCAUAGCUAGUUCAUUGUAGAAACUCUGUUUGGAGGUUCAUUUGGGGUCUCUUGCUGACUCAAUAACUCAGCAAAGCUGAAGCAUUUAAGCUUCCCUUGCUUGCAAAUCACCCCAAUGUAGACUGACUAUUUUAUGGUUUUCAUGCAAUUGAUUUUAAAGUUUUGGAAUUUGUUAAUCCAUUAUGUAGCAGAAGGGCAAAUUGACGAUGAGCCUUUCGCGAGAUGUUAAUCCAUUCCUUUGUUUUGUUCAGUAUACGAAGUCAAUGAAUAACAGAACAGAAUGCUGCUAAAGACUUGAAAAUUUCGAUCUUUUUCUUUUCCUUGUUGUCACCAUUUGUACAUUAAGCAUAACUUAAAUCAGUGUUGGACGUGGUUUUA